Messenger RNA from Cryptococcus amylolentus CBS 6039, 1719 nucleotides. RefSeq lists its product as hypothetical. Gene Ontology annotation, molecular function: glucan 1,4-alpha-glucosidase activity. Gene Ontology annotation, cellular component: fungal-type vacuole. Gene Ontology annotation, biological process: polysaccharide metabolic process. The transcript has 5 exons. Bases 1 to 1719 code for a protein of 572 amino acids. The record is from RefSeq and is a predicted model, not a curated record. Lineage: Eukaryota; Fungi; Basidiomycota; Tremellomycetes; Tremellales; Cryptococcaceae.
AUGUCCGCUCACGACACUGGCCACGAUAGGCUGGACUCGGGUCCGCUGCAAGAGAAACGAUCAACUGACUCGGCUCGGCUGCCCUCUACGUCCUACAGAAGUCACAAGAAGACUUUGAGUGGUCAAAAUGGGUUACCAGCACCAUUACCUGACUCGAUGUCGACCUCCAAAGUCGCGAUCAUAUUCGCGACAGCACUAUUGGGAGCCGCAUGGCUGUAUAUCGAUCCUCUGGCCAGGUGGCGCUCCUCUACGAGGUUUGCCACCUACGUAGCCGAUGAUUGGGUGAAUGAUAUGCAGCUGGAACGCCUCUUGGAGAAGAGGAUACUCGAGAACAUUGGGCCAGUGGUGGGCGCUGGAAGCGGCCUCGUGAUAGCUAGCCCCAGUGUUGGACAGGGGGCCGAGCCCAACUACUAUUAUACCUGGACCAGGGACUCGGCGCUCACAUUUUCAUCACUCAUCCCCAAUUUCUAUUCAUUAAACAACACCGAUUCACCGACUGACGGCCCCGAUAUACUCUUGCGGGAGCCCCUCUUCCGGGCAUAUGUCGAGAGCCAAUCCAAGAUACAAGCUGCUCCCAAUCCUUCGGGUGAUCUCAAAACAGGAGGUCUGAACGAACCAAAGUUCAACGUCAACGGGAGCGCAUUCAAUGGCAACUGGGGGCGACCACAGAGGGAUGGCCCAGCGCUUCGAGCAAUUACAGUCCUCAAAUACGCAAAUUUCCUUCUCGAUAGAGGAUACCCAGCCGAUAUCCAGUACCUGCGGCAGUGGAUAUACAACCCGAAGCGCCUGAAGUCGGUUGGACCGGCGUUGAAGAAUGAUCUUGAGGAGGUGGCGCACGGGUGGUUCAAACGAGGAUUCGAUCUCUGGGAAGAAGUUGACGGAUACCACCUCUUCAACCUCCUCGUAUCGCGCAGAGCGCUCUGGGAAGGACAAGCGCUAGCAUCCCGACUGGAAGACAAGGAGGCCGCGUCUUACUAUGGCCUCCAAGCACAGCGCAUUGGUGAUAAUCUCUCUCAAUUCUGGGAAGGCGAGAAGCUGUAUUGGAAGUCCAGUCUGGCAUCACUCAACCCUGGAGACACGGUCGGGCUAAACUUUCCACAAAGAGGAUGGCACGAUUGUUCCCUCCCCUUAUCCAUUAUCCAUGCGCGAUCCGAAACGCAAUCGCCUGGCAAUCUGACAUCCCUGUCAUUCGCACCCUCGGAUGCCGACGUGCUCGCUUCCUUGCGCGCCUUUGCCCUCUCAUUCGAAGGGCUUUACCGAGUCAACGGUCAAAAGAAAUGGACUGAAAGCUGGAACUUGGGGAGAUAUCGUGAAGACGUUUACGAUGGCCAAGGGACGAGCAAGGCGAAUCCUUGGUACCUUUGCACCUACUCCUUCGCCCACAGCCUGCAUCUCGCAUACAAAGAUCUCAGUGAAAGUGGAUCUAUCACGGUAACCAAAAGUAGUCGAGACUUCUGGGGCGAUGUGAUCCAGUCGAGCGAGGUGAAGGCUGGAGAUGAAUGGAAGCAAGGAGAUGGGGCAUAUGAUAGGGCAAUGCGGGAGUUGCUGGAUUUGGGAGAUCGAUAUCUCUCCCGUGGGAGGUAUGUUAUGAGAGCAAACGGGGAUCGCAUGAGCGAACAAUAUGGGAGGGAAAACUUUCGAGCCACCGGUGCGCGUGACCUGACGUGGUCGUAUGCGAGUCUACUUGAAGCGAUCAGACUGAGGCGCACCUUGGUGUGA